GGUGCGCUGUGUCCCUCGAACACAGCGGAUCACCGAUCAACGGAAAGAGCCUAAGAUGUCGGAUCAGUCAUGUGAUCAGCUGUGUCCAAUCACAGCUGAUCACAUCAGUGCCACCUGUCAGUGUCCAUCAGUGCCAGCUGUCAGUGCUCAUCCAUGCCACCUGUCAGUGCCCAUCAGUGCCACAUCAAUGCCACAUUUCAGUGCCUACCAGUGCACAUCAAUGCCACAUAUCAGUGCCCAUCUGAGCUGCCUUUCAGUGUCACCCGUCAGUGCCACCUAUCAAUGCCAGUCAGUGCCACCUAUCAGUGCUGCCAAUCAGUGCCACCUAUCAGUGCCAGUCAGUGCCGUCUAUCAGUGCCGCCUAUCAGUGUGCAUCAGUGCCGUCUAUCAGUGCCCGUCAGUGCUGCCCAUCAGUGCCAGUCAGUGCCACACUAUCAGUGCCGCC
This is a messenger RNA of Staurois parvus, 445 nucleotides long. The record is from the annotation of a GenBank genome assembly. Lineage: Eukaryota; Metazoa; Chordata; Amphibia; Anura; Ranidae.